Colletotrichum orchidophilum is the source of this 1422-nucleotide messenger RNA. Its product is annotated as mannose-6-phosphate isomerase. NCBI's taxonomy places the organism in Eukaryota, Fungi, Ascomycota, Sordariomycetes, Glomerellales, Glomerellaceae. The record is from RefSeq and is a predicted model, not a curated record. Gene Ontology annotation, biological process: GDP-mannose biosynthetic process; carbohydrate metabolic process. Gene Ontology annotation, cellular component: cytosol. Bases 1 to 1422 code for a protein of 473 amino acids. Gene Ontology annotation, molecular function: mannose-6-phosphate isomerase activity; zinc ion binding. The transcript has a single exon.
AUGGUUCUGCAAGUUCCCCUGUUCAAGCUCCAAUGUGGAGUGAAUUCCUACGAAUGGGGAAAGAAGGGAGAAGACUCGGCAGCUGCGCGCUUUGCUGCCACAACACCAGCUGAAGGCUUCAGCGUUGAGGCAGAGAAGCCUUACGCAGAGGUGAGCUUCAUAAUAGUACCAGCCAUCAAAAUCGCACAAUUGACUUAUACUUUGCAGCUGUGGAUGGGCACUCACCCUUCAAACCCGUCAAAAGACCUACAGUCUGGUCGCACCCUCCUCGACCUCGUCCAAGACAACCAGCAACUCCUCUCUGCGCCCAUAGCCUCCAAAUACGGCUCCAAGCUUCCCUUCCUCUUUAAGGUUCUAUCAAUCAACAAAGCCCUCUCGAUACAGGCCCACCCCAACAAGAAGCUCGCCGAACAGCUACACGCCCGCGACCCCAAGAACUACCCUGAUGACAACCAUAAGCCCGAGAUGGCAAUCGCCAUCACUCCUUUCGAGGGCCUCUGCGGAUUCCGCCCUCUCGCCGAGAUCUCACACUUCCUUGCGACAGUCCCUCCCCUGAAGAGCCUGGUCGUCGAUGACAAGGCCGACGAGUUCAUCAAUACGAUCAAGGGAGAGGAGGAGAGCGAGAAUCCCGAGACCAAGGACCGGAAUAAGAAGGCUUUGCAGCAUGCCUUUGCCUCUCUGCUGUCCGCCACGCCGGAAGAGAUUAAGAAGCAGGCGGAGAAGCUCGUCUCCCUCGCCAAGUCAGAAGGCAGCAACUUCGCCGGCGGCGGCGUAUCCACAACAGAUGGCGAGACCCUCUCGGAGCUCAUUAUCCGUAAUCACGCAGAAUUUGGCGCAGAUGUCGGUCUCUUCGUCCUCUUCUUCUUGAACUAUGUCAAGAUGGAGCCUGGCGAGGCCAUGUUCCUGGUUGCUGACGACAUUCACGCCUACCUCUCUGGCGACAUUAUCGAAUGCAUGGCCGCCUCAGACAACGUCGUCCGCGCUGGGUUCACCCCCAAGUUCAAGGAUGUUCCAACCCUCGUCGACAUGCUCACCUACAAUUACGCCCCGAUUGACGAGCAGAAGAUGUCCCCCUCCGAGUACCCCUACGCCACCCUCAACCGCACCGCCUACAGCUCCGGUUCCGCAGUCAUCUUGUACGACCCGCCGAUUGAGGAGUUCAGCGUCGUCCGGUCGUUGUUGAACGGUGACGGCUCCAAGGUCACGUUCGAGCCCAUCGAGGGCCCCAGUAUCGUCAUCUGCACAUCGGGCAAGGGCACCAUCGCUGUCGGCCCGACGGUGCAGAAGAUCAGCGAGGGCAACGUCUUCUUUGUCGGAUCGACGGCGGAGUUGGUGCUGCAGUCCGAGGGCGAUGACGAGGACGAGUUCGUCACGUUCAAGGCGUUUUGCGAGAUUGACGAAAAGGUGGAGGAAAAGUUAUGA